Messenger RNA from Syzygium oleosum, 1169 nucleotides. RefSeq lists its product as uncharacterized. The coding region runs from base 420 to 1169 and encodes 249 amino acids. The transcript is spliced from 3 exons. The record is from RefSeq and is a predicted model, not a curated record. NCBI's taxonomy places the organism in Eukaryota, Viridiplantae, Streptophyta, Magnoliopsida, Myrtales, Myrtaceae.
ACGGGGGAAUAGAGAAAGAAGGGUCGAGGAGAGAGAGAGAGAGGGGAAGAGCGACGACGGUGGAUUGCAGCCCGUCGAAAGGGUCGAGCUACGCGAGAAAUCUCCAUUUUCGAACACCAGGCAAGAGAUUUUAGCUCCACUUCGCACGAAUUUGGGAUUUUUGUUUGAAAAGUUAAUAUCCGGAUCUAUUUAGGGUUUUUGCUUCACCGGCGACGGUUCGGCCAAAAUCCAACCAUAUUUUGAUUCCCCACAUCUAGGUUCGAGAGAAACGAACUCUCGAAGUCCGCUCUGCGCUGCAGGUGAACAGUGUGUGCCGCCCGACUUCUUGGCUAAGCCACUUUUCGGGGCGGCAACCUGUCAAAUCUUGUAAUUCUAGAAUUCAUUAUUUUCUUGAGAAGCUUGUUGAUCAGGUUGACAAGAUGCCGCCACUUGAAGAUGUAGCCUGGAAAUUCGUGAUUAGAAAGGGCAAGAAAUGGCGAUGUCCUUACUGCGAAAUUGAAUCCUCUGGAGGAGUUACAAGAGUGAAAAGUCACCUUCUUAAACUGCCAAAAGGAGGGAUUUCCAUUUGCAAAAAAGUGCCAGAGCCCAUAAGCUCACUAAUGGAUUGGUUAGACAAUGAGGUUCGUAACAAAGACGAUAUAGCCUGGAAAUUAGUCAAUAGGCUGGCGGACAACAAAUGGCGUUGUCAUUACUGCAGUGAAGAAUUCUCUGGAGACCUUGCAGGAGUGAAAGGUCACUUGCUUAAAGUCCCAAAUGAAGGGAUUUCCGCUUGCACAGAAGUGCCAGACCACGUAAGAGAGCUGAUGCUGUCGUUACUUGACGAGGUGGCUGAAGAAGAGAGCAGAGAGGUGGCUGAAGAACAGGGCAGAGAAGCCAAUGGUCAAUCGUCCACGGAACCACAAUCACGUGACACGCUGAUUCAAGCUGAGGUGGCUGAAGAAGAGAGCAGAGAAGCCAACAGUCAAUUCUCCGCGGAACCACAGUCAUGGGAGGCAGCUCCUUGUUUGUCACCACAAGCCUUCAAACAUAUGAAACACUUACUCGCAACACCAGAGGGGACAACCGACAUGGCAAACCUCACCUCUGACAAACAACAAGGACAGCGUCAAUAUUAUCAGAGUGUAACAAUGCCAUCACUGGUGCAAGAUGGCCAUGGUAUGUUCAUGUGA